AUGGGCCUAGGCCCAAAUACCCUUAAUAUAAAUGUAUUCCCCAACCCAGUUAGGGUUAGGGUUUCCUACUCUAACUUGGUACCAGAGCUAGGUUUAGAUUUUUUUUCUGCCUUCCCUGGCCGCCAGCCACCGCCGGCACCCUCCCCUCUCUCCUACCCCGUCGGCAGCCCCCCCCCCACCUCCUCGGCGGCCACGCUCGCACCGCCACUCCCCGGCGGCCCCGCCCGCUCCCUCAUCCUCUUCCUCCUCGACCACCUGCGCCGCCUCUCCUCCUGGCUGCUUCGCCUCGCGUACACGGACGCCGGCCACCCUCGCCACCCCUGCGACGCCGCCCAGCGCCUGGAGGAGCACUCCCCCGCGGUGCGCUUCGACUCGCUGUCAUGCGGAAGCGGAGGAGGGUUGACGGCGCCGCGCCCGCUGCCCGAGGGCUGCUGUGUCUGCCUGGGCGACUUCCACACCGCCGCCGAGGUGCGCUGUGCCCGGGGCUGCCGCCACAUCUUCCACCGCGCCUGCCUCGACCGCUAGGCCACGCACGGCCACCGCACCUGCCCGCUCUACCGGACGCCGCUCCUCCUCCUCCCGCCGCUGCCCGGCUGCCCCUGCCCCUGUCCCUCCUCUGCCAGCGUUGGACGCUGCUCCUCAGUUGAAUUGACGAAACUAAAGAACAGGCUUGUACUCGGCCAAUAACAAACUUGCCAAAUAUCAAUUCUCAACCAAGUCUAAAAACCAACCAAAAAACAAUAUUUUAGUGAUAAAUCAGAUAGUAUUAGAAAAUAUUAAUAUUAAUUACGCCAUAAUGGUGUUAGAAAAUACACGAAUGUUGAUAGAUCAUUCCAAAUUCAACCAGGACAGGGAAUCUUCUGUUCAUAGAACUUGAUUUAUGCAUCCUCAAGUAAAAAGGCAAUAGUGGUGACAAAGAGCUAAUUUGAACAUAAGAAGUACAAAAACCACAGGUGUUAGCGUAAAAGAAAAAAAAUACUAAAACUCAUUUUGUACUCCCUCCGAAUUUUUUAUUUGAUGUUUCUUAGUAUGAAAUUGUACUAUCCAGUGUCAAAUAAAAAAAUGGAGGUAGUAUCAAUUA
Molecule: messenger RNA, 1081 nt
Organism: Zea mays
Lineage: Eukaryota; Viridiplantae; Streptophyta; Magnoliopsida; Poales; Poaceae
Product: E3 ubiquitin-protein ligase RHA2A
Biological process (GO): protein ubiquitination
Molecular function (GO): ubiquitin protein ligase activity
Source: RefSeq, a predicted model, not a curated record